AUGAGGGACGCCAUCACCAUGUUACAGGGCCAUGGAAAGUUUAGCCACAGCGGGUAUUCAUCAAUCUGGCGCGUCCACGCGCUAAACUUCAACCCUCUCGCUAUCCGAGAGAUCAUUGAUAGCCGGAAACGCACGCUCUGGGAGCUGUCGGAUACGCGCAUGGAUUAUCUACACAAGAUAUGGCUCCGGAAAAAACCCGCGGACCCAGACCUGGCUGCCGUGCUUCAAGUACUCGAGGUAACUGAAGCUUCGGCGUUCGAUCUCCUCGCCUUAUUGUGUUGUUUUCACCACAGAGAUAUACCUCUCUGCUUAGUUGCGGCGCGGUCCGGUGCGUCUCCUUCGACAUUGGAGACAGACAAGGAUGAAGAAUUCGGUAUUCUGAGACGCCUACAUCUGAUCACGACAAGUUACACGUACUGCGAUGUCGAGUUCGGUUGCGAGGUCUUUCAGCGCGGCCUCGAGAUUCUUCCUGGUAUAGAAGCCUUCGUGCUCUGGUAUCUGGAAACAUCAGGGAGACUGGAGAAACACCGAGCUUUAUUUCUUGCGCGGCUCGCCAAAGCCUUUGAUUCGCAUUCAAAGGACCUUGAAGCUGUGACCCCUGGGUUCCGUCAUCUGAGACUCGUUCCUCAUGGGCAAAAUGCGUUUGGUCUUUUCCCUGAAGGGAAGGAUGCUCGGGAUGACUGGGAAUCCGUCAUCUACAACACUGGUCGUUGUAUUCAAGAAAACCAGCUGCCGGUGGGCAACAUGUUUCCAAUGAUGGAGGAGGUGGCUUAUAUUCGUAACUCAUCUCUCGAAUCGGACCCGGAGUCACCUCUCGAAUCGGACCCGGAGUCACCUCUCGAAUGGGACACGAAGUCACGUCUCGAACUGGCCCACGAUAAAACUCUUUCAACCUUAAACGUACUGGUACGCCUCCUUCGCGAAAACGGCAAGAACCAAUGGCAAUCGAAGGUUUCGGAGCAGAUGGUGCUCGCGAAGGAACGCAACCUUGGCCACAGCCCCUCACAGAAGGAGACAUCAUCCGAUAAAGAACAGUCAGCUGGUGAGAAAUGGAUCUUGGAAAACGCUAUUGAACAGUUUGGGAGACUGCUUAACGAACUAAGCAUGUCACCCCUUAUUGUAGGCAAAAGGAAACCUCUCAGCUCGAGCAUGUCCGAUGCGGCGUGCCUGGUCGAGGAAAUGAUCGAGCUGCAGUACAGAACUUACAUUGAGCUGGGCUCAGAAACGGCACAGAAACUAUACCGCCUUGCAAUGCUUUUGUCGACAUAUGAAACGCUCCCGCAAGUCGAGAGAUUGCUUGGCUGCGGAGAGCUACUUUCGAUGGAUUUGCGCGAGAUUGUGCCAGGGGGCAUUGACCGUCUGCGCCAGAGACUCGAGAGGAGUGCAGCUAACUUCACCCUGGUACCCAUCCGGCUGCGACUCUCGCCUCGGAACUUCAAGACAAAACAAUUGCCGCCGCAGAAGGAGAUUGAAGAACUGCGCUAUGUUUAUGAACCAUGGGUGAUAGAGGUCGAGUAUUAUGACAUACCCCUGAAUCACCUCAUGAAACCGGGACAGCACCUUGACGACUUUUGGCUGACGACGUUUCCAACGAAACUGAGAGAACCCCUGGUAAGACGCGGCGGCGUCAGUGGUCGCGAGCCAUGCGUUGGCUGGGGUAUUCGAAUUAACGAGAAGGUCAGCGAGAUGUACAUACUUCAACUGCUGUCCAUAGCAGUGGUGCCCGUAUCCGUUGCGACGAUCCUGUACGGUAAGUUUGUAGCCAGUUGGGGCACCGACCUGGGGCAGUUCCUCUUUGCGAUACUGGCUGUCUGGCUGCCGUUCCUGUGGCAGGCCUUGGCCCAGGGUUCGGACGACAAUGCGGGCGGGUGA
This is a messenger RNA of Verticillium nonalfalfae, 1872 nucleotides long. RefSeq lists its product as uncharacterized. Lineage: Eukaryota; Fungi; Ascomycota; Sordariomycetes; Glomerellales; Plectosphaerellaceae. The record is from RefSeq and is a predicted model, not a curated record. The transcript is spliced from 3 exons. Bases 1 to 1872 code for a protein of 623 amino acids.